AUGGCGCCGCCGUGUUUUAUCUUCCCGGUGUCCCAGCUACCAGAACGCGUGCAAUCGAAUGUUCACGGCAAACGACGCAAGCACGCCGACCCGCGCACGCGCACCGUCGAGCUCUCAGCCUGCGAGUUCUUCGAGAUGCUGCAGUACAAUUGCGAGGUACAGAGGCCUGUCACACGCGACAGUAUUGUGCAGUGCUUUCCCGUGCCGCGGGCUUUUCGAAGAUGUCAAGAUAAGAAAGGCACUUUUACAGUCGAGACGACUUCUUGGGAAGGUACAUAUACGCAAGAUAGCAACCCGACGUCGUCAUCUACGGCUGACGGCGGUGAGUCCAAGCCACUGCGUCAGUGGUCGACGAGCUGGAAUAGGGCCGAGCUCCAAGGAUAA
Geosmithia morbida is the source of this 384-nucleotide messenger RNA. RefSeq names its product Mitochondrial export protein Som1. Lineage: Eukaryota; Fungi; Ascomycota; Sordariomycetes; Hypocreales; Bionectriaceae. Bases 1 to 384 code for a protein of 127 amino acids. The record is from RefSeq and is a predicted model, not a curated record. Gene Ontology annotation, cellular component: mitochondrial inner membrane peptidase complex. The transcript has 2 exons.